Mytilus californianus (California mussel) is the source of this 4008-nucleotide messenger RNA. RefSeq names its product sodium/calcium exchanger 3-like. Bases 228 to 2669 code for a protein of 813 amino acids. Lineage: Eukaryota; Metazoa; Mollusca; Bivalvia; Mytilida; Mytilidae. Gene Ontology annotation, cellular component: membrane. Gene Ontology annotation, biological process: cell communication; calcium ion transport; transmembrane transport. The transcript has 11 exons. Gene Ontology annotation, molecular function: calcium:sodium antiporter activity. The record is from RefSeq and is a predicted model, not a curated record.
UUUGCCUGGAACGGAACAUUUAUCAAUUAGAUUUGAAUAAUUUAGGAUUCCUUAAACCAGGUCAUAUUUGAAUAAUCAAUGAUUGAAUUUAGGAUUGAUUCCACUAAAUAAACAUUUUCAUUUCAGAUGGGAAGUAAGAUUUAAUGCAGAAUAAUUCGAGAAGUUCGUGCUGAGAUUAUUGUACAAUUGUUCUAUAUCAUUAUUUUGCAGAUUGAAACGAUGACAAAAUGAGUGAAUGCUCGGGACUUGUGCUACCCAUUUUCAACGAAUCAACAUGGCACGUUGGAUUAAGAGCCACGUUAUAUCUCAUUGCAAUGAUUUGGUGUUUUCUAGGAAUAGCUAUUGUAGCAGACACUUUCAUGUGCGCUAUAGAGAAAAUUACGAGCAAAACAAAAAUUGUAAAAAUUGCUGAUUCUGAUGUGAAAGAAGGCAUUAGGGAUGUCGAAGUGAAGGUUUGGAAUGACACUGUAGCUAAUCUUAGUUUACUUGCUUUUGGAACAAGUGCACCAGAAAUAUUACUGAAUGUGAUAGAAAUAUGUGGAAAUAAAUUUAAGCCUGGCAAACUAGGACCUGGAACGAUUGUUGGAUCAGCUGCGUUUAAUUUAUUAGUUAUUACUGCAAUUUGUAUUAUUAGUAUACCAAAAGACGAAAUUCGUAGAAUCAAUGUAAUACCAGUUUAUGUAGUUACGUCUGUUUUUAAUCUCUUCGCAUACGUAUGGUUAGCGCUAGUGCUCAUGGUAAUAACACCUAACGUUGUAGACCUGUGGGAAUCCAUUGUAACGUUCUUGCUUUUUCCCGCGUUAAUAAUAGUGUCGUAUGCUGUCGAUAAAGGAUGCUGUUGCGUGAAGAACAACAAGACAUCGUCUGAAGUCGAAAUAGGAAUUGGACCAAAGGCGGUAGAAGAUAUUGACCGCUGUCCUGAUGAAAAUGCAGAAGAAGAGAGAGCAGAAAUUAUUCACUUGGCAAAGGAAUUAGGUAGAAAUAGAGAAAUAUCAGAGGAAAAAGCAGCAAAGUUGGCCGCUGCUAAAAUUGCUCAAGGAGAACACCAUAGUUCAAUGUGGUAUAAAGUAAAUGCCAGGCGAGGCUUUUCGGGUGGACAUAAACUUAUACCUAAGAUCAAUUCUACACUUAAAGAGCUUUAUGAAAAUGUAAAAAUGAGGCAGUCUCAAAUGUUGUCCGACAUAGCGUCUACUGCAAGUAUCAAUUUCAUUGACCUUAGUGAUGGAGGAACAACUGCUGUAGUCGAGUUUACUGCAUCAUCAUGUGCUGUACUUGAAAAUGAAGGCAAAGUUAGAAUAGGGCUUAGGCGGAUUGGGAGAAUGGAUAUACCAGUUACAGUAUUAGUGGAAACUAUUGAUGGAACAGCUGACGCCGGUAGUGAUUAUAAACCAUUGAAGGAAUAUGUAGAAUUUGCACCCAACGAAUCGUUACGUGAGGUUUAUGUUGAAAUUGUGGAUGAUGAUAUAUGGGAACCAGACGAAUUUUUCUUCAUUAAAUUAUAUCUUCCAGAGGAAAAAAAGCAAAGCGAUGUCGUCAUUGGGAAGGUCUCCAUAAAUCAAAUUACUAUUAUUAACGAUGACGAACCUGGGAAAUUCGAAUUUUCAAAGCCAAGUUAUAUCGUUCGUGAAAGCAAUUCAACUGCUCAAGUAAUCAUAAAAAGAAUAAAUGGAGCUGAUGGGUCAGUAUCAAUCAACUGGAAGACUACUGACAUGUCAGCGAAACAUAACGUUGAUUUCAUCGGGGGACAGGGAGAUCUUACUUUUAACCAUGGAGAAACCAGUAAAACAUUGUCUUUUGCCAUUAUGGAUUCUAUGCUACCAGAAAGAGAUCACAGUUUUCAGGUAGAGAUAUUUGGUCCUGAUGGAGGUGCACAAGUUGGAAAAAUAGGGAAGACAAUUGUGACGUUAGUAACAGAUGCAGAAUUUGACGGCCUUGUGUCAAGGAUUGCAAAUCAAACUAAACAAAAUCUUGAUGGUAUUCGACUAGAUACAUCGUCAUGGAAGCAACAGUUUCAUGAAGCCAUGAAUGUCAAUGGUGGAGACAUAGAUGAGGCAUCUGCAUUUGAUUAUAUCAUGCAUUUUCUCUCAUUUUUCUGGAAGGCAUUUUUUGCAUGCAUACCACCUACAUCUAUCGGAGGAGGAUGGGUAACAUUUGUUGUUUCAUUGCUAGUAAUUGGCCUUCUUACCGCCGUUGUUAAUGAUCUUGCUACAAUAUUUGGGUGUUUAAUUGGACUCAAAGACACUGUUACAGCAAUCACAUUUGUGGCAUUGGGCACAAGUAUGCCGGACACAUUUGCUAGUAAGCUUGCAGCAAUCAAUGAAAAAUACGCAGACUGCUCAAUUGGAAAUGUCAACGGAAGUAACGCAGUAAAUGUCUUUCUGGGACUAGGCCUUCCUUGGCUAUUAGCAGCAUGUUAUUGGGAAGCUAAGGAUAUGCAGUUUGAUUACCCGGCUGGUUCACUUGGCUUUAGUGUUGUUAUCUAUCUUUCUUGUGCUUGCGUCGCAAUUUUCGUAUUAUUAGUGAGAAGGAAAAUGUCCGCUUUCGGUAACGCUGAACUUGGUGGUCCUAUAAAAACAAAAUGGGCAACCGGCUUUAUUGUUUUUAUACUGUGGUUACUUUAUGUAAUCAUUUCAUCACUAGAAGCAUAUGAUAAGAUUGAAGGUUUCUAAAUGAACAUUAUAUACACAUUCUUCAAACUUAAUUGAGUUCCCACGUGAAACUAACGCAAAAAUAAGUGUGUAAUAUUUGAAUCUCACAUUUUAUUGCUUGAAAAUCGAACAUCAUGUUACAAUUUUAAUAAAAAAAAAAGUAGAAACCAAAAGCAAAAAUCAAAACUUAAAUAAAUUUAACCUCGAAUAAAUAAUAAAUUUCAGCAUUUUCGCCUCCAUGAAGGGAAAAAAAUAUUUCAAUCUAUACCAAUUUCAAAAUGAUGCACUGUACAUUUAAUGCGAAACUAUAUUUGAGUACGAUCUUUCUUUGAAAGUUGGUACGGUCACUUCUCUUAAAUCUCCACGUAAGAUAUAAAUGGACAGAUUCAAUAUAAAAUAUUAAAGUAUGCAAAAAUGUCUUGGCUCAUUUUUUAUUUUUUAUAACUAAUAUAUGAACAUUGUUCUCACUGUUUUACUGUGUUAUCUGUAACAAUCCUGAUUUAUAUGCAGAAAAAUUAUAAAAGUUUUCAAUUUCCCAAAAGUUACCCAAUUUUGAUAAAAUGAAGUAUUUCAGACAGCACAAUUUUUGUAGCUUUUUAAUUUCGACAUUAUAUCUACCUAAGUCGAUAAAGGAAGAAGUAAAUACGUAAUAUAUUUAUUCAAUGUAUAUGAUAAUAAUAGAUUUUGAUACCGGGUACUCUAUGAGUGUCCAUCUUGUGUAUUGAUGUAUUUUUAUCUUUUAUAAAAUAAGUGCUAUAUGUGUAUUAACGAUAUUCAGUUAAAAGUAUAACAAUGUUGUUGUUCUUCUCCUAACAUCAAUAAUAAGCACAAUCCUGAUUGCGGUAAGGUAGACGCAAGGUUCAUGAUCAUUGUGAAAUUUCUUUUAUAAAUGGAACAAACAAUUGUUGUAUUUUUCAACAAGGGCUAUCAUCAGUAAAUAAGUCAAUUGUAAUGCAAAAUAUUUUGAUUAGGUUUUUUUUUACUUACACGUGUAUUUAUAUAUUUAUGUAUCUUUUUUUUACUACUCCAAAUGUUCAUAAUGUUAUGCGAAUGAUAUAUUCAUGCUGAUUUAAUUUCUAUUUCCUUAGAUAACAAGCGCGUCUUUAAAUCUUUAAUAUAAGUGUUAAGAUUUACUUCUGUUAACUAAACAGUGUGUUUGGAUUACAGAAUUUGAUCAUGAGGUUUAAUGUUAAAAUCUGUAGCUUACAUGAAGUGAAGCAGUAAUGAGAAAAAUUACUUUGACUUAAUCCACUUUUGUAGCAUAUCGCUGCAAUAUUAUCUGUGAUAGAAUCUUCGUCUUUAUAUUUAUAACGAAUGUUAAUUUGUCUUCAUUUUAUUAAUAAAAAAAGUAAGUCUUUCA